This is a messenger RNA of Pelagomonas calceolata, 2804 nucleotides long. Lineage: Eukaryota; Pelagophyceae; Pelagomonadales; Pelagomonadaceae. The record is from the annotation of a GenBank genome assembly.
AGCGUCUCCGAGGACGUCCUCGCGGCGGCCCCCACCUCGUACGACGACGCCGCGGCCAUCGAAGCCCAGGCCGCGGAGGCCGAGGACGUUUUUGCGGCCGUGUUAGAUGAUGACGACGCCAUCGACGAUGACGACGCGCCGCUCGACGCCUUUGACGUGACGGAAGAGGACCCGUUCGAGUUGGGGGCGGCGCGCAUGGCCGCACGCGAACACGAUGAACACGAGCUGGACGGUUUUGAGAUCGGCGCCGGUUUACUCAUUGACGAUGACCAGGAGGUCUCGGAGACGAAUCAAAGACCCGGCGCGAACGUCCGGAGGACUGUUUUAACUGGUGAGGAAGCGAGGCGGGCGCACGCGGAAAUGUUGCAUGAACGCCGGCCGCGGCGCGAGUGCGCGACGACCAGCACAACAACCACCACAACAGUAGAGGAGGAUGAGGAGGAGGAACCCGUAGUGAAGCCUACGGCGAUCAAGAGAAGACGUAGGAAGCCCGUCGUGGACCCGCCGACGGCCUGGGCUAGUCGUGCAACGUUACCGCUCUGGGUCGUCUGGUGCCGCUGCGGUUUGAAGGCCUGCAACGCCAAUUCGAGGGAGGAGGAGAUGUGGCAGUGCGACCGGUGCCACUGCUGGCGGCACGCGCGGUGCUGCAAAGGGGAGUCUCCGGGCGACUGCGGGUGCGGUCGAGGCGACGCGGCUCGAAGAGUGGCUCUCGCGAAAGCUUCUUGUGAGUCCAAGGAAGACCGCCCUCUAGCGGAUGCGCUAGUCAUCAGGCAGCGGCUCGCGGCCGUGUGCGCCAUAUCCGAGCGCUCUCCGGGUCUGCUACCUUCGGAGGUCGUAAGGUCGUUCGGCAAGUGCUGGUUGAAUGCGGACGCGCUCGCGAAGACUAUACUCCAUAGAAACGGCAAUCUAGAAGCGUCUUCCGUCAUCGCGGUGAUAAACGUGCGGAAGGCGGCGGACGAGCUGCGAUCUUCACUCCAGCAAGCGCGAAGGGUGGUCCGAGGCGAUGCGCGGGCCGUCGCGGCGGUUGCCGCGGCGGCGAGGCAGCUGCCGUCGUCCGAGGACCGGGCGUCCUUCAACGAGCACGCCCGAGCGCUCUUUGAUAGAUUGGGCAGCGUCGAGGCCCGCCUGAAGAGACUCGUCGAGGGCAGGCCCGUCGUGCAGGUCGAGGACGAUGUUGCGGUGGUAGCUUCGUUCGACUUUGCGCACACGGCCGGUUCGGUUUUAGAUUCCGACCGGUGGUGCCCAGCUCAAGGUUCUCGUUCCAUCGGCGCGGACGCGACAUACAAGCGACCGGGGUGUUCUGACUACCUCAUUAUACGCGCUAGAAAGGACCACCAAAUCCAGUAUUCGGGGCCUCCUCGCAUAAUAGCGAGGGGUUUCGGCGACGCUUCUGUGGAUGUCGUGGCCGUCGACGCCGAUGGGCGCGCGCGGGCGGCGUGCGGGCUGGCUCCGAUUCAAGUCGGCGUGCUAGCUUGUACGCGACUGGUCGAGGCGGAGGACGAUGUUUUAUUGGACGUGGUCCUGCCGGCGACGCAUCGGUUGGCGCGGCAACUCGGAGCGAAAGUCGUCGCCGCGGCGCAAGGCCCCUGGCCCGAUCACUUGCCCUUCUCGCCCGGGACCUACAAGGCGCCCAAAGGUAGUACAUCGUUAACGCUCGACGACCUCGAUGCCGAGGAAUCGGACGAGGAGGAGUCUUCGGACGAGAGCGAGGCCGAGGCGCUUCCGGUCCGACCGUCGUGGGGCUCGGCGUGGAAACAACCGAUCGAUGGCGUGAAGGCUGACGGAGGACUCACUGGUUGCCUUCCACGCAGGUCGAAAGGAGGCCGCGAACCGCCGAGGAAGCGGAGCGCGCCGCCGCCACGCAAGGGCGCCUUCCCGUCGGCCUGGGACUACCAAGUAAAACCCCCACCGCCGAAGAAGAAGCCGCCGCCCGUUAUCAUCAGGCACACGCGGCCGCCGCCGCCCCCCAAACCGCCCGUCGUCAAGGUGUCCAAGGACGGCGUUGUUACUAGAGAUAACCGAGAAGACGAGUCCCAGCGGACGCACCGGCGCUAUUUAUUAUUAGCGGCGUUGGGCGGCUCGCAGCACGCGUCGGCGACGAAGGUCGCCGCCGCUUUAGAAUCGCGCGUCUGGACGGCCUGCCCCGCUUCAUUGAGAGGGGCCUGCGUCGAGCGAUUGGCGGAGUGCCUCGCGAAGAAACGUAGUGCGCGCGACGCUUUGCUGAGUGGCCAAGUGGCGCCGGCCGACGCGGUCGCUGAGGCCGCAAGGAGGGCCGCGAAGCGCAAGCCCGUCGUCCAGGCGCCUCCGCCGCCUGUCGUGAAGAAGCGGCCGAAACCGGAGGCGCCCCCGCCGGUGCGCGUCGAGCAGCGCGUCGCCGAGGCGGCGAAAAGGCCUUUACCUGUCCAAUCAUCAGCAUCAGCAACGGUAAAGCCGCCGGACGCCUGGGCCGCGCUGACCGUCGCGGCGCCACCUGCGGCGACGCCGUCGCCGCCGGCGCCACAGCCGCCUCAACAGCCGCGCGCGCCGCCGCCGCCCACGGAAGCCUCCUUCGCGCGCGAGAUGAAACGGGCGGUGGCGUCCUUUUUAGGAUUGCACUUCGAGCGCGGCCGUAUUUCAUCAGACGCCAUGGCCCGGUUAGGACCGAAGCUCGCCAAGGCGCUCGUCGCGAAGCACGCUUCUCGGUCUUCGGACUUUGCGUUCACGGACAAGGUCCGGUCGAAGGUGCGGAAGUACGUCGACGAGUAUGUGGAAAGGAAGGGGGCGGAGCUGCGGCGGUAGCGCGUGUGUAAUUUGUUGUCAGUUUG